Molecule: messenger RNA, 1713 nt
Organism: Spodoptera littoralis (African cotton leafworm)
Lineage: Eukaryota; Metazoa; Arthropoda; Insecta; Lepidoptera; Noctuidae
Source: the annotation of a GenBank genome assembly
AUGUGGAAGUUGGUAGUGCUAUUAUUUUGCUGUUUAGCAAUUGUCUUGGGCGAUGAUUCGCGCGUUGUGAGUACAGCGCAAGGACCAGUGCGCGGCCGUCUGCUCCCCAGUGGAGGGGUCUACGGAUUCUACAAUAUUCCAUAUGCAUCUGCCCCCACAGGAGCUGACAGAUAUAAGGCACCCCGUCCUCCACCAACAUGGCUAACAAUAUUUGAAGCUGAAGAUCGCAAGAUUAUAUGUCCGCAACACUUUGUCACUCAAACUAUGAAUGUCCAGGAAGACUGUCUGGUGGUCAACGUGUUUAUUCCCGAUUCAGACGAAACUAAUUUACCUGUACAUGUCUAUGUGCACGGUGGAGCUUAUCAAUUUGGUUUUGGUUUACAGGAAAAGUUUACUGAGUUAGUAAAAAGUAAAAAAAUAAUUUCAGUAUCUUUUAACUACAGAUUAGGGGUGCACGGCUUCCUGUGCCUUGGUACUGAAGCUGCCCCUGGUAAUGCAGGAUUGAAGGAUAUGGUAGCACUCCUACGUUGGGUAAACACAAACAUUGCUAGUUUUGGAGGUAAUCCUGAUGAUGUAACUUUAUCUUCAUGUAGUGCAGGAUCUGGUUCGUUGGAUUUCCUCACUGUUUCUAGCCUUACGGAAGGUCUUUUUAAAAAAGUUAUACAGGAGAGCGGUACUGUUAUCGGUGCUGUUGGAACACAAGUUGAUCCUAUCCAAAAUGCUAAGAACUACGCCACGGUACUAAACUUUGACAAUGUCAACGAUUUGAAUAGUUUAGAAGAAUUCUAUAAGAGUGUUACCAUUCAGCAAUUAAUUUCAAGAACUGAUGCCAUACUAAAUAAUGAAGGAGUUACUUCACGAUUUGGACCUUGUGUAGAACGAGACUUAGGACAAGAAAUAUUUAUAUCAGAUACUCCCAUGAAUAUAUUGUCUCGAGGGAACUAUACUAAGGUGCCUCGGAUGUAUGGAUUCACUACCAUGGAUGGUUCAGUGAGGUUGGGUGUUUUUGACAUUUGGAAAGAAAUGAUGAAUGAAAAGUUUUCAGAUUUUUUACCAUCAGAAUUUCAUUUUGACAAUGAAGAAGUUAAAGAGCAAGUUGCCCAGAAGGUGAAACAAUUUUAUUUCGGGGAUAGUCCUGUGGGCGAACAUAAUUUUGUAUCGUACCUUAAUUAUAAUACUGAUGUAUUGUUUGCCUUCCCAAUGUUAAGAACCCUUUCAACUCGUGUGGAAGCACUUGGAGAUCCGAUUUAUUUAUUUGAAUACUCUUUUGUUGACGAAAAUUCUCCAGGUUUCCCGCAAACUGAUGAAAUUGGUGCGAGACAUUGUUCUCAAGAAAUGAUUGUCGCAGAUGGAGAUGUAACUGCUGCUACAAACGAAUAUAAGCGAAUGCAAGAAAUUAUGAGAGAUUAUUGGAUGAACUUCAUUUACAAUGGUGACCCAAGUUUGCCAACGUGGACGCCUGCGAAUGCUCAAAGGUCUCCUCACAUGUCUUUGGGUCGACAGAUAGUGCUGCGGGAUUCCAGUCCCAUACCGGAAAGAGCAGCUUUCUGGGAUGAACUCUUCGAUGAAUAUUUCCGAGGUCCCAUUGUAGACAUGGAUCCCGUUCCUCCUACUCCUACUCCUGCUCCUGGCGCUGCCUCUUCAUUAGUUAUGUCAAACAUCAUUUUCGUGUCUCUAUUGUUAUCUUUUUAUUUUACUUUGUACUUGAAUUAA